Molecule: messenger RNA, 5871 nt
Organism: Hydractinia symbiolongicarpus
Lineage: Eukaryota; Metazoa; Cnidaria; Hydrozoa; Anthoathecata; Hydractiniidae
Product: cell adhesion molecule DSCAM-like
Exons: 21
Coding region: 815-5248 (1477 amino acids)
Molecular function (GO): protein binding
Source: RefSeq, a predicted model, not a curated record
GCCCUUAGCCCUUAUAAUACUCUCCCGUUUCAUGAAAAGACGGCUCUUAGCCAAAAAAUAAUUUGCUUUCCAAAAUUAGAGUGGCAAUUAGUAGCCAAGGAACAGACCUAGAUGGCUUAUGUUUGGUACUGUUAGGCGGCUCGAUCCCUCCUCUAUUCAAAUCAAUGUAGCACUUUUCCAACGACUCAGACCUUGUGCCUCAACUGCAGGGCUUUGCUCGCCCAAUUUUACGUAGAUUUACAGGAUCUGUCGUCUAGCGUGGUUGAGUGAGGUUGAGCUAAAAAAAUAAAUGUAAAAAUUCUGAUGUGUGAAAGUUUUAAAUUACAUGUUUUGUUUCAUUAGCAACAUUUGUAUAGGCAUUGGAUGAAAUUUUUGCCCGAUCUAUUAAUGAAAACCCUUCAGACUUACAUAAUGUAUAUAUUUAAAAACUUCAUUUAUUUUCCUUAUACUCGCAGUUUUUAAUAAAAAAUUGAUUCUAAUUUCUCAGAAAGACUUUAUUUGUUUUUUAUUUGUUUUUUAACAACAUAUACUAUUUACUUUCUUGUUAAAAUAUUUGAGAACGUGGGCCAGUGUUUACAGCAAUAACAUAUUAUUGUUGAACGAAGAAUUUAAAAUUUAUGCAAACUUCUCAUUUCAAAAGAUUUCUUAACAUAAUGGUAGCUUAUGCAAAAGGUAAACAAAUGCUAGAGAAGUUAGAAAUCUUACAUAGUAAAUGUAUGCGAUUAUAACAUAAAAAUAUAAAAAGAAAUAUUUUAAAGAAUGGAGACGCCGUCCUAAUGUUUGAAGAUUCAAACAACAGCUUCAUACAAAGAAGAUGAAAAUUAUUUUACCGUUCUUCUGUCUCUUUCUGUCAACUGCACAUGCCAUAACAGUGAAUCUGUCAUUACCAUCAGUUAACCUUGCAUAUGGAAAUGCCAUCAACGCAACUUGCAAAGUCUCGACAGAUGAUGAAAUUUCAUAUUUCAUUUGGAAGCAAAAUGGAACUGUUGUUGCAAAUACAUCUGUAAACUUUUUAACAAUAAGAAAUAUUACUCAUCAUUUGAAUGGAGAAAAUGUUAGUUGUAUCGCAAUGAGUAUGUCGGGAAAUAUAAGUUUAGAUUCAAAAACACUUGAAGUAUAUGAUUUACAAUUAACUGCUUCAUCUACAGUUGUUUUAUCCGGAGCCAGUCUUAUAAUAACUUGCAAAGCCUCCGGAUCCGGAGAAAUAGAAUAUCAAUUUUUUAAAAAUGGGAGAAACAUCACAAAUUUUCAAUCAAGUAACACCCUCCGAUAUCAUAGGAAAGGUCUCAAGACAGCUAAUGCAGGAAUAUAUCGAUGUGAUGCAAGAAUUAACAAUAUCUCUCGUCGAUCAAAUGUUGUUUCGGUCAAUGUAACUGUUUUUGCUAUGCCUCGUCCUAUGGCAGGAUACGAAGGGAAAGGUGUUAACAUCACAUGUGUUGUCAUUGGUGGAGAAGUAAUGCAAUCUUACACGUGGAAAGUAAAUAAUAAAACAAAAAAUGAAACGUCCAAAUAUCUACAAUUACAAAAUAUUACACUUGAUAUGUUUGGCUGGAAGAUUGGUUGUUCAGCAACAUCCUUUACUGGUGUCAAAAGCAAUGAAUAUACCUCACAUUUCCGUGUUUACUAUUUUCACGAUCCAACUAUACGUCUAUUGUGGAACACUACCAAGCGUACAGAAGGUCGACGCAUAGAUUUGGAGUGCAACUAUGCUUUAUAUCCACACCAAGAUUUCAAUAUUACUUGGUUUAAAGAGGGUAGAGUAAUUAACUACCAUGGACGCUAUCUUAGCUAUGCUUCAUCCAGAACAGAUACUGGUAAUUAUUCAUGUAUGGUGAACAACACAUUCUUUUCACAAGUUAGAUAUUCCAAUGUUCAAUUUUUGGAAGUCAUAUAUAUGGACAAACCAACAGUGAACAUCACAAAAAGUAGAGACGUUAUAGUUGAAGGAGACGAUUUGUUUUUCUAUUGUUACGUAAAAGCAUACCAUCCAUCGUUAAGUAUCACAUAUAGUUGGCUUAAAGAUAGAAAACCAGAUGGAGGGUACUAUGUAAUGAGUAGGAAUCAAACGUUCUCCCUGAAAAACAUUAAUAGAAACCAAGGUGGAAGAUAUGUUUGUAACGCAAGGACGAUAUUUAUGGACGAUCAGAACAGAAGAGAAAAAAUUGAAAAAGACAGUGAAGAAAUAAUCGAUGUUCAUUAUCCACCUCAUAAUUUGGGAAUAUCUUUGGAUAAAGAUUUCCACAAGGUACCAUUAGGAAGUACCUACAAGCUAACAUGUUCUUUAUCGAAUUAUGGUAAUCCAAAAGCAACAAUCCAUUGGUUCAAGCAUAGUGAUAAAACUCCUCUUCAAAGUGGCAUUCCAGGAUUUCCAUUGACAAUGAACAUAAAAGCAAUGAACGAACAAAACAUAUCUUAUGUAUGCGUAGCCAACAACAGUGUUGCUGAAGUAAGGAAGGAGGUCAAUAUCACCAUAGUAGUCGUGAUGACCGUGAAUCUAACAUUACCAUCAGUUAACCUUGCAUAUGGAAAUGCCAUCAACGCAACUUGCAAAGUCUCGACAGAUGACGAAAUUUCAUAUUUCAUUUGGAAGCAAAAUGGAACUGUUGUUGCAAAUACAUCUGUAAACUUUUUAACAAUAAAAAAUAUUACUCAUCAUUUGAAUGGAGAAAAUGUUAGUUGCACUGCAAGGAACAUAAUGGGAGAGACAAGCUCAGAUAUCAAAACUCUUGAUGUUUAUGACUUACAAUUGAAAGCUUCAUCUCAAUCUGUUCUAUCAGGAAGCGCUCUCACAAUAACUUGCAAAGCUUCCAGUCCUGGCGAAAUAGAGUAUAUGUUUUAUAAAGAUGAUUACAAUAUCACAAAUUACCAAGUUGACAACUCUCUUCGAUAUUUUAUGAAAAAUCUUACGACAGCCAAUGCAGGAGAGUAUCGAUGUGAUUCACGAAUUAACAAUACUACUCGUCAGUCGAAUAUUGUUUCAGUCAAUGUUACGAUCCAUACAUGGCUUUUUGGUUUGGCUGGGUAUGAAGGAAAGAAUGUGAACAUCAGCUGCCACGUUUUUGGUAAAGACGCAAUAAAAUUUUACACCUGGAAAGUAAAUGAUAGAAUACAAAAUGAAACCUCUAAAUAUCUACAAAUACAAAAUAUUACACUUGCUAUGUUUGGCUGGAAGAUUGGUUGUUCAGCAACAACGUUUACUGGUAUCAAAAGCAAUGAAUAUACCUCACAUUUUAGUGUUUACUAUUUCCACGAUCCAACUAUAAAAUUGUUAUGGCAAACUAACAAACGUAAGGAAGGAGACCGAAUAGAUCUUGAGUGCGACUACCGUAUCUUUCCACAUCGAAAUUUUAAUAUUACUUGGUUUAAAGAUGGCAAAGUAAUAAACUAUCAUGUACGCCAGCUCAGUUAUGCUUCAUCAAGAUCAGAUACUGGUAAUUAUUCAUGUAUGGUGAACAGCACAUUCUUCUCACAAGCUAGAUAUUCCAAUGUUCAAUUUUUGGAAGUUAUAUAUAUGGACAAACCAACAGUGAACAUCACAAAAAGUAGGAAAACAUUUGUAGUUGAAGGAGAUGAUUUGUUUUUCUAUUGUUACAUCAAAGCAUACCAUUCAUCGUUAAGUAUCACAUAUAGUUGGCUUAAAGAAAUAAAACCACAUGGAGGGUACUAUGUAAUGAGUAGGAAUCAAACGUUCUCCCUGACAAACAUUGAAAGUGACCAAGGUGGAAGAUAUGUUUGUCGCGCAAUAACAAUAUUUAUGAAGGAGAAUAACAGCACAAGCAAGAUUGAAAGAGAAAGUGAGGAAGUGAUCGAUGUUUACUAUCUUCCUCAUAAUCUUGUAAUUCUUCCAGAUAAAGAGUUUCAUAAGGUUCAAGUAGGAAGCGCAUACAAUUUAACUUGUUCUUUGUCCAGUUACGGCAAUCCAAAGGCAACUCUUCAUUGGUUUAAAUAUGGUGAUGGAACUCCCCUUAAAAGCGGUACCUCAGGUUCCACAUUGACAAUGGAGAUAAAAGCAAUAAGCAAGCAGGACACGUCAUAUGUAUGUGCAGCAAACAAUAGUGCUGGUGAAGUAAGGAAAAAUGUGAAUAUUACAGUGUUAGAAAAACCUGAUGCACCACAAAAUUUACAUGUGAUUUCAAAGCCACCUGCUACUUUUGAAGUGACAUGGACAGCUCCAAGUUAUAAUGGAAAUGCUGCAAUAUCAAUGUACAUACUCAGGUACAAAAGUUUAUCACAUUUGAACUAUCAUCGCGUAAAUGUUACAUCAAGUUUAAAAGUUAACAUUAGUAAUCUAAUAUAUGGAAAAACGUAUGUUGUGAAAGUUCAAGCUGUAAAUGCGUAUGGUGAAAGCGAGGAAGCAAAACUAGAAACAAAUAUGACGGCUGAAGGAGUGCCAAGCCCUGUAGAAGUGAACCAGACAAUAUUUGGAGAAACAUCAAUUUCGAUAUAUUGGGGAGAGUCGAAAAAUAUCAAUGGCAUUUUGCAGGGUUAUAAUGUAACUUGGUCUUCGCCAGGAAAGAAAGUGUGCAACACCAGAGCAUGCUUGUUUUCAGAGCUUCGACCGUUCCAAAACUACACUGUUUUUGUCCACGUGUAUAACACUUUGUGUUUUGCUACGACACAGAAGAUAGUUUCGACACGUCCAAUUGUUCCGAAACCUCUCGACAAACCAGUACCCAUUCCUCCAGCAGACAAGAUCAGCAAUACGUCAUUCGGAAUCAACAUCGUUUUAUUUAAAGAAGAAGUGGGAAGUAUCAAACAUUAUGACGUCAUAGCAUGGAAACUGCAAGACAAGGAGUUGCCAUCAAAGUCACCAAAUGAUUUCUCAAAUGAAGAAAUUAAAGACAAGCUCGUGGGAAGACUGAUCAAUCCGAAAGAGAAUGAAUUGUUUAUCAUUGGAAGCAGCGUCACCAACAGAAAAAGAAGAUCUCUCGGAACACCAAACAAUUCAGCUCUGGAACCAAAUACAUACUACGUCGCUUUCGUCCGGGUCUACAUAACCGACAUAGACUAUCAAAGCUCACCUUGGUAUGGUCCUGUCCAGACAAAGUCUACAAAUAGUGAUGCAGGUGACAAAGAUGACGAUGAUGAUAAGAACCACACAACUGUUAUAGUGAUUGGUGUGUUGAUUGCUGUCAUUGUUCUCAUUGUCAUCGUUUAUGUCAUCAUUAGAACUAAAAAUAACUCGUACAAUACUACUCAUGUUAUAUCGUAUAAGAAAACAGAUGAACACGAAAUGAUAUGCCAUUGAAAACAUGGAUGCACUGGCUGUGUGAUUUUCGACACAUGUACCAACAAUUUCUUUCUUACAUAAGUAAAAUCUAUACACAAAUUCAAGUUGAACCCACGUGUUAAAGAAAAUAUUGGAACAAUAAGGAUUGUAUAGUAAUAUUUGUUGUAGCUGAUUAGAAAAGCGUUAAAGUAGAAAAACGAUAUGCAUGUUCAUCUAAAGAGUUUUAGCGAAAAAAAUGGCAAGGUUUAAAGCUUGCAAAGAGAAAAGUACCAACCCAGCGCUACAAAAGCCUUAGGAGGCUGUGGCCUGAGAAACAAGAUUUGCAAUUAAAAAAAAACAACGUUCUAGCGAGUUGAAAAGCAUUCUCUGUCAUGAAGUCCCUCAUAUUGAUCAUGUUGACAAAUAUUUUGCUGAUCUAGGCUGUUAUAACCCCGCAGUUUUAUUAUUUACAAUAAAUGGUUAAGUAUGCUUGGGAAGUAGAUUGUAAAUGAUAUUGUUUUUAUAUUUAUGGAAUACAGUGUAAUUAAUGUCUUUUGUGGGAUAACACAACUCAGGUGAGUAUUCUUUUUAUAAUUUUCUUACAUGUUUGUUUCUUGACGUUGUGUUGUCUGGUGAUGAAAGAUUUCUCUUUAUAAAACAAA